AUGGAUUUCGAGGAGGAGCUCCUCGGGUUGACGGGCGGCGGAGCGGCGUCGUCGAAGCGCACCAAGGCGUCCAAGGGCAGCAAGAGUCGCCGCAAGCGUGCCAAGUCCGACUCGGAGGAUGGCUCGGCGUCCGACAUGGACCUCUCGGAGAGCGACUCGGACGCCGCCCCAGCAGCGUCGACGAGCCGCGGCGGGAGCCGCCGUCGCGGGCACAAGAGCGCCGAGCGGGUCGACACGGACGAGGACGAGAGCGACGAGGACGAGGGCCGCAAGGGAGGAGCCGCCAAGGCGACCGACGAGAACCCGUACCCGGUCGAGGGCAUCUACAAGGACACGGCCGAGCGCAGUCGCAUCUCCAAGCUCCCCGAGCUCGAGCGCGAGGACUUUAUCGCGACCCGCAAGGAGGAGAUCAACGAGCGCGUCAUGCGCGCCGAGGUGGCCAAGCUCGCGCGCGCGAGCGACGCUCGCCGCGGCGGGGCGCAGGACGACGACGAGGGCGACGACGAUGACGACGACGACGACGAUGACGAGUACGGCGGUGCGAGGGAGACGAGGUCGCGCAAGGUGACGGGCGCGACCAAGACCAAGAGCGAGGGCCUCGAGAAGCUCAAGAGGAGCAGGGCGGAGAAGGGCAAGAAGCGCGACAAGGCCGACUCGAGCGACGACGACUACGAGGAGCCCGGACGCAAGAAGAACCGCAAGGCGUCGCCCUCGUCGUCCGCCUCGUCCGACAUGGACGUCGCCACCUCGGACGAGGACGACGCGCCGUCGAGCAAGGCGGCCGCCGCCGCCGCCAAGAAGAAGGGCAAGAAGGCCGGGCCCGAGCCGCUCGGCCCGAGCGAGCUGCGCGACAUCACGGUCCCGCGCGCCAAGCUCGCAGAGAUGUGCCGCGCGUCGUGGUUCGGCGAGUGGCUCGUCGGCGCGUUCGUGCGCGUCACGGUCGGCCCGAACAAGGACGACCCGCAGGCCGGCAACAAGUACCGCGUCGCCCAGGUGACGGGCCUCAAGAAGGCCAAGGAGCCGUACCGUGUCGAGGCGGUCAUGACGGAGCACGACCUCGAGCUCACGAUCGGCACCGACAAGGCCAGGUUCCCCAUGGCGUCCGUCUCGAACGGUCCUCUCACCGACAGCGAGUACGCUCACUACGUCCGCAUGUGCCAGACGCCCAAGACGGCGCCGCCGACGUCCAAGGAGGCGGCCAAGAUCAAGGCGCAGCUCGCCAAGCACACGACCUACAUCCUGACCGAGGAGGACCUCCAGAAGCAGCUCGAGGCGAGCGGCUCCAACAAGCGCGGUCCGGGCGCCAAGACGCGCAUGAAGAUCCAGCGUGACCACGCCGUCGCCGCCGGCGACCAAGCCGAGGUCGACCGGCUCAACCGCGAGCUCGCGGCGCUCGACGCGCCGACGGGCGCCGAGCAGGACCGCGCGCGCAUGAUCAACGAGCGCAACCGGGCCAACAACCGCGAGGAGGUGCGCAAGGCCGAGGCCAAGGCGCAGGACUUCCGCAGGAAGCAGGCCGAGCUGCUCGCGAGGGGCGACACGGACGUGCGGGUCGACCCGAGCGCGCGCGUCAAGACGAUGCCGAGGCUCAACUACGACAGCAGUCGUCCGCAAACGCCCGGUCCCGGCAGCGGCGCCGCGACGCCGACCAAGGGCGGCCCGCUCGCGGCGGCCAACGCUGCCGCCGCCAACGCCGAGACGCCGCGCCAGAGGGGCAGCAAGAUCGAGCUCGCGAGCCAGGUCGCCAUCAACGUCGACGACCUGCUCGACUUUUGAUCUCUUCGCCGUCCUCGUCGCUCGCCCACGAUACCCUCUUGCAUGUUUCCGCUGUCGUCCCGCCGUCGUACCCGCACCUGUAGUUCUCCCCACCCGACUUGCCGCCGGCGCCUCUCCUCCUGAAAACGGGCCUGUCGCCCUUUCGCCUU
Molecule: messenger RNA, 1925 nt
Organism: Rhodotorula graminis WP1
Lineage: Eukaryota; Fungi; Basidiomycota; Microbotryomycetes; Sporidiobolales; Sporidiobolaceae
Exons: 9
Coding region: 1-1776 (591 amino acids)
Cellular component (GO): Cdc73/Paf1 complex
Molecular function (GO): DNA binding; RNA polymerase II C-terminal domain phosphoserine binding
Source: RefSeq, a predicted model, not a curated record